Dicentrarchus labrax (European seabass) is the source of this 3579-nucleotide messenger RNA. RefSeq names its product asparaginase homolog (S. cerevisiae) (gene aspg). Gene Ontology annotation, molecular function: protein binding; asparaginase activity. Gene Ontology annotation, biological process: amino acid metabolic process. The transcript has 18 exons. The record is from RefSeq and is a predicted model, not a curated record. The coding region runs from base 290 to 2257 and encodes 655 amino acids. NCBI's taxonomy places the organism in Eukaryota, Metazoa, Chordata, Actinopteri, Moronidae.
CAGCGUUUCAAGGGCGUUUAACUAGAGAGGUGUUCAAGAGUGAAAGUGAGGUACUGUAGGCUGCGCCGUGGAUGUACCGCUACACUAAUUUAUAAAAACAAUGGCUCCGCCCUCACUUUACUGCAUCACAUGGUUUCGAUGGAAGCUGCUUUUCUGUAUAUAAGACCGGAGAAACGGUACCGUGCUUCAGGCUCCCCGCAGCACGUGAAGACCACCGUGUUUUGACCCGUUGCAACAAGCGCUUUUAAAGGGCCAGCACCCGGCUCACUUCAUCACUUCACAAGUCAUCAUGGCGGAGUCCAACCUAACACCACUUUAUCGGGCUUUGUCUCGGACAUCAAUGGAGACGAUAGAGGAUUUUUCGCGAAGUAUUAAUCCGCCCCGAAUGAAAAGGUUGUCGAGCUGCAAUUCGAUUGAGUGCGUUGACCCGGUGACUUCACCUUCCGCAGAGGCGCGUGUCCUGGUCAUCAACACCGGAGGAACUAUCGGGAUGACACUUCACGAUAACGUGCUUGCCCCAAAAGCAAAUGCUUUUGUGAAGCAAAUGCGCAAAUUGCCUGUCGUCCAUGAUGAGCUGUAUGCCCAGCAGACUCGCCUGUAUGACUACUAUGGCUCUGAGAACACCCUGGUCCUCCCGAAGCCAACGCCCCACUCUGACCGUCUAUUUCACGGGCUGAGUAAAGACAAUAAGAGGAUAAUCUACACUAUCUUAGAGUACAAGCCUUUGCUUGACUCCUCCAAUAUGACUACAGAUGACUGGGGUAGAAUUGGAAAGGACAUUGAGAAAAACUACGAAAACUAUGAUGGAUUUGUGAUCCUUCAUGGCACAGACACUAUGGCUUACACAGCCUCUGCCCUGUCUUUCAUGUGUGAACAUUUGGGCAAACCAAUCAUUCUCACCGGCUCACAGGUUCCUAUCUAUGAGAUGAGGAAUGAUGGCAGAGACAACCUGCUGGGGGCGCUGCUGAUUGCUGGCCAAUUUGUGAUUCCUGAGGUGUGUCUGUAUUUCUACAACAAACUCUACAGAGGGAAUCGUGUGACCAAGGUGGAUGCUGGGAGUUUCAAUGCAUUCUCCUCUCCUAACUUGGCUCCUCUGGCCACUGCUGAAGUGGAUAUUACAAUUAACUGGGAUACAGUGUGGAGGGCAAACACCACAGCAAAGUUUCAAGUCAGCACCGAGCUGAACAGGAACGUGGGCCUGCUCAGGCUGUUCCCAGGAAUCACUUCUGCUACUGUGAGGGCUUUCCUGCAGCCGCCCAUGGAAGGUGUGGUCCUGGAGACCUACGGCAGUGGAAAUGCCCCCGAUAACCGUCUUGACCUGUUGGAGGAGCUGAAGAAGGCCACUGACUCUGGUGUCAUCAUCAUCAACUGCACCCAGUGUCUGAGGGGGACUGUGUCUGCAUCUUACGCUACUGGCAAGGUGUUGAUGGAUGCAGGGCUGAUAGCUGGUGGAGAUAUGACUCCAGAGGCGGCCCUGUCAAAGCUGUCCUACGUUUUGGCCAAGAAAGAUCUCGAUCUAGCUGCCAAGAAAAAGAUGAUGGCUCAGAACCUGCGAGGUGAGAUGAGUGCUGACUUGGCAGGUGCCAAGCUGUGUCUGAGCGACAGCCGUUUCAUCCAGGUUAUCGCCAAGUCUCUGAGCAUCAGCUGUAAGGAGGAGCUGGAAGCCAUCCGUGAUGCCCUGACCCCUCCACUAGCAUGUGCUGCUGCUAAGAUCGGAGACAAAGAGGCGUUAGAAGCCAUAAAGGAAAUGGGCGGUAACUUGUUUCUGGGUGACUAUGAUGGACGUACACCCCUGCAUAUUGCCGCCUGUGAGGGCCACCUCGAACUGGUGGAGUACCUACUGAAUCAUGGAGCUACAGUGUAUGCUAAAGAUCGCUAUGGGGACACACCCCUAUGCAACGCUGUACGCUUCAGGCACAAGGAGGUUGUGAAGCUGCUGAGAAAGACUGGAGCCCACUUCUCCAGGGACAAGUUGGAGGAAGCAGGAACAGAACUGUGCAGCCUGGCUGCCAGUGGUGACCUGGAGGGCCUGAAAAUCUGGAGCCUUGCCGGAGCUGAUCUGAAUGAAACAGGCUAUGACGGACAGACAGCAAUUCAAGUGGCCCAGGCUGUUGGCCAAAAGGAAGUGGUGGCCUUUUUAGUCCAACUCAUGAGCAACAGAUCCAAGACAGUAUUUGAUGGAUUUAAUGAGUAUGAUGAUGAUGAUGAUGAGAACGGCAGAGGCAUCGAGUUCACUGCCUCUCCAGCAGGACGUUGAGCUGACGCUGCCUCAACCAACAGGAAUAGUCCUUUGUCUGUGUCCACUUCCUCCCAAGCCGUCCUCUACAGGCCAUCUUCAACACACCGUCCACCUGUCCCGUUGACUUUCACAGUCUUAUAUUAGCAUGACAUUUAAAGUCAUCACUGACUACAGUAUUUCCCUAAUAGCACAUCCUUGUGUAGCACACAGUGCCCAAAAAGGGCAACACUAUAUGUAUGUAUACAUAUAAUAUACUAUAUACACUAUAUAUAUAUAUAUAUAUAUAUAUAUAUAUAUGUAUGACUGUUACACUGCAAUGUAUGCACAAGGAAACAUCAUCCUGAAUGUUUCAAACAAAUUAAUUGACUACUAAGUAUGAACCAUAGACUGUUAUUCUAAUGUCUAAUCAGGGAUUUAAGGGUGUACCUGAGCUGUUUUAACAUAAAGACUGCUCAAACCUCCUCAGAAGUGAAGGGUAGUGGUUAAAUCUUGAUGUUUUAAAAUAUAUAUAUAUAUAUAUAUAUAUAAUAUAGUGUCAAAGAACUCUGAAUAUUGUGACGUUACUUUAUAAAGUAAUGUUGGCUCUUGCUAUAGAAAUGUAUUCACGAUAUCUGAAACAGGCACAUUUACACAUUUUAUUUUUAUGCUAUUUUUACAGAGAUAUGCUGGAAAAUAUUGUGCAAAGUAGUGAAAAUAAGAUUGUGUUUUUAUCAUCUGGGAUCCAAUUGUAGUACUUUUCCGGUCCAAGUACACCUCAGCCCCCCCUGAAGCAAAAGGUUUCAUUUCCUUCUGCUCAAACAGGUGCUACAAAAACCCAGUUACCUUUCAGGCUCAUCCAGCCUGUUUCACUUGCUGAUUGUCAAGCUAGAAGAGUUGCAUAUCUCCCUUUUGUAAUGUAAAGGGGGAAUUCAGACUAUUGUGUGAGUCAGAUAAAGUCAGUUUCUGUGUUCUCUGAUGUAUUUUGAUCGUUUUCUUAUAUCCUUUUGCAAGCAAAUGACUUGUUUCACUUUAUUCAUCUUUGUUGUGCAACAAGUAAAUGGUGUUAAACAUUGCUACUCUUGUUUGAUAUAAUUUAAUUUUUAAAUGUAGGUCAGUUGUCUUUUACACUUUAAUGUUAUCAUCUGUAAGGGAAUCCACUGUGAUUACUGUGAUUACACUUCUAAAGUGCAAGAAAAUUCUAAAUUACUUAAAAUUUGUCCUGCUGUUUCCAAUGCCAUUCUUGUCUCAGUUUUGUAUUUGAAAAAAGUGUAAAGAGAAGAGCGUGUGUGAAAGGGAUGUAACGGUGGUCUGUUUCUUCUGUGGUGAAUAAAAAGUAACAGAAAUAAACCUUAUAUUUUAAA